Calypte anna (Anna's hummingbird) is the source of this 852-nucleotide messenger RNA. RefSeq names its product small nuclear ribonucleoprotein polypeptide C (gene SNRPC). Lineage: Eukaryota; Metazoa; Chordata; Aves; Apodiformes; Trochilidae. Gene Ontology annotation, molecular function: zinc ion binding; pre-mRNA 5'-splice site binding. The transcript has 6 exons. Gene Ontology annotation, cellular component: nucleus; U1 snRNP. Gene Ontology annotation, biological process: mRNA 5'-splice site recognition; spliceosomal snRNP assembly; mRNA splicing, via spliceosome. The record is from RefSeq and is a predicted model, not a curated record. The coding region runs from base 90 to 572 and encodes 160 amino acids.
CCCUGCGCCGCAGCCCCGGAGGUCAAGCGGCGGAAGGCGUCUCUCGGUGAUUGCGUCACUUCCUGCCGGCGCCGGUGGCGGGGAGCGCCAUGCCCAAGUUUUACUGCGAUUACUGUGACACGUACCUCACCCAUGACUCGCCCUCCGUGAGGAAAACCCACUGCAGUGGCAGGAAACACAAAGAGAAUGUGAAGGAUUAUUACCAAAAAUGGAUGGAGGAACAAGCUCAGAGCCUGAUUGAUAAAACAAUAGCGGCUGCAUUCCAGCAAGGGAAAAUUCCACCGACCCCCUUCUCGGCACCGCCCCCAGGAGGAGCCAUGAUCCCGCCCCCUCCCAGCAUCCCGGGUCCCCCCCGGCCGGGCAUGAUGCCAGCCCCCCACAUGGGAGGACCACCAAUGAUGCCAAUGAUGGGGCCCCCCCCGCCAGGAAUGAUGCCAGUGGGACCUGCUCCUGGGAUGAGGCCCCCAAUGGGGGGACACAUGCCAAUGAUGCCAGGGCCCCCAAUGAUGAGGCCACCCUCCAGACCCAUGAUGGUGCCAACCAGGCCAGGAAUGACCCGUCCAGACAGAUAAAGGUGGAACUGGAGCUGCCUUUUCUCUUUCAUGUUCCCAUCUUCCCUGUGAUAAAAUGCCCCAGACCCCAUAUCUGGAGGGUUUUGUAUUAAAACAGUUUGUAGAGGAAAUCUGCUGUCCCUUCAGGCUGCAGGUUUGAGCUAGCUGCACACUGAAAUGAUGCUUUUUGUACCUGGUCUGGAUUGUUUUUUGUUUGUUUCCCCCCCUGUUGAGAGCUGUAAAACAGAACAAUAAAACAUUGAUGCUGGUUUCUGGGUGGGGAAUCUCAGCCUAAAACCUG